Messenger RNA from Chondrus crispus (carragheen), 2136 nucleotides. RefSeq names its product cell division protein FtsH. The record is from RefSeq and is a predicted model, not a curated record. Bases 1 to 2136 code for a protein of 711 amino acids. NCBI's taxonomy places the organism in Eukaryota, Rhodophyta, Florideophyceae, Gigartinales, Gigartinaceae. Gene Ontology annotation, molecular function: ATP-dependent peptidase activity; metalloendopeptidase activity; ATP hydrolysis activity. Gene Ontology annotation, cellular component: chloroplast thylakoid; membrane. Gene Ontology annotation, biological process: proteolysis. The transcript has a single exon.
AUGGCACCCAUGGCCUUCGUCUCGCAUGCCGGCCUACCCCUGCGCCGUCUGCGCGCGACCCGCUCCGUCACCCCCACCAUGUCUGCCACCCGCCCCCGCUCGCUCCCCGCCAUUCUUCUAGACCCGACCCCUGCCACGCCCAAGUUGCACCAAGUCUCGGCGCUGCUCUCAGCUGAAGCGAAACGCGCCGCCAGCUACGCCGCGGCCGCCGCCGUUCUGGCCUCCGUGGCCGCUUCUUCCGCCGUCCCGGCGAACGCCGCAGCAGAUCCGGUCCAGAUGACCGGCGCCCGCCAGGAGACCUCCGCCUCCAUGUCCCGCUCGCUUGGGGGCGACUCUGCCACCCCGGCCCCGGCCUCCAACGGCGUCCAAGACUGGAGGUACUCCGAGUUCAUCAACGCCGUCGAGAAGGAUCAGGUCGAGAAGGUCACGUUUUCCGCCGAUGGCCAACGUCUUCUUGCCGUCGAUACCGAAGGCAACCGCUUCAAGCUCGACGCUUUGCCGAACGACCCGGACCUGCUUAAGACCCUCACCGGCCACAAGGUUGACGUCACCGUCUUGCCGUCGCAGCCGGAAUCUGGCGCGGGCGACUUCAUCCGCUCCUUGAUUUUCCCUGCUCUGCUGUUCGGAGGUCUGUUCCUCCUGUCGCGCCGUGCCGGUGGUGGCAGUGGCGGUGGAUUCGGCGGCAUGGGCGGGCCCAUGGAUCUGCAGCGCUCCGGCGCCCGUGUCGCCAUGGUCCCGGAGACUGGUAUCACCUUUCAGGACGUCGCUGGCGUCGACGGCGCCAAGCUCGAGCUCCAGGAGGUCGUCCAGUUCCUCAAGGAAUCGGAGCGCUUCACUGAGCUUGGCGCUAGGAUCCCGCGCGGUGUCAUCCUCGAGGGACCCCCCGGAACUGGUAAGACCCUACUCGCUCGCGCUGUCGCCGGCGAGGCUGGUGUCCCGUUCUUCUCCAUCUCCGGGUCUGAGUUUGUGGAGAUGUUCGUCGGUGUUGGUGCGUCUCGCGUGCGUGACCUGUUUGCGAACGCCAAAAAGAACGCCCCAUGCAUCAUUUUCAUUGAUGAGAUUGAUGCCGUCGGCAGACAGAGGGGUGCCGGAAUUGCUGGUGGUAACGAUGAGCGUGAGCAGACGCUCAACCAAAUGCUCACGGAGAUGGAUGGCUUUGAGGGUAACUCUGGUGUCAUCGUCAUCGCUGCCACGAACAGAGCUGAUGUGCUUGACCAGGCGUUGCUGAGACCGGGUCGCUUUGACCGCCGCAUUAUUGUCGACCUCCCUGACUUCAGCGGUCGUCUCGCCAUCCUCAAGGUUCACGCGCGCGGUAAACCGCUAGCAAAGGACGUUGAUCUCGAGCAAAUUUCCCGUCGUACCCCAGGCUUCUCGGGUGCGUCUCUGCAGAACCUCUUGAAUGAGGCCGCCAUCUUCACUGCCCGACGAAAGAAGACUGAAAUUGGCCCGGAUGAGGUCAGUGACGCCAUCGAUCGUAUCACUGUUGGUGCCGAGAAGAAGGAUGCUGUCAUGACUCCUAGGCGCCAAAAGCUCGUUGCCUACCAUGAAGCUGGACACGCCGUUGUCGGAGCUUUGACUCCAGAUUAUGACCAAGUGGCGAAGAUCAGUAUUAUUCCGCGGGGUGGCGCUGGUGGACUUACCUUCUUCGCACCCAACGAGCAGCGCGUUGACUCUGGCCUUUACUCUCGUCAGUUCCUGGAGGGUCAGCUAGCUGUCGCCCUCGGAGGACGCAUUGCAGAGGAAAUUAUUUACGGAGAUGAUGAGGUGACUACAGGUGCUUCCAACGAUUUGCAAAGAGUCACUCAGGUCGCCAAGCAAAUGGUCACCAGGUUCGGAAUGUCUGAGAAGGUCGGCCAACUCGUCGUCAGCUCCGAGGGAUCUAACCCUUUCUUGGGACGUCAAAUGGCAUCAGGAUCUCCCCAACUGAGCUCCGUGAUGAGGACAGACAUUGACGACGAAGUUAGACGCCUUGUGAACGUGGCCUACACACGUGCGAAGAGCCUGCUCACGAACAAUCGCCCGCUCCUUGAUGCCCUGGCAGAAAUGUUGAUCGAGAAGGAGACCGUAUCUGCUGAGGAGUUCCAGCGCCUUAUCGCAGAAAACAAGAUUGAGAUGAUGCCCUACUCCGUCUACUAG